This is a messenger RNA of Pseudomassariella vexata, 2090 nucleotides long. RefSeq names its product general substrate transporter. The record is from RefSeq and is a predicted model, not a curated record. Bases 388 to 1887 code for a protein of 499 amino acids. Gene Ontology annotation, cellular component: membrane. Gene Ontology annotation, biological process: carbohydrate transport; transmembrane transport. Gene Ontology annotation, molecular function: carbohydrate:proton symporter activity. The transcript has 9 exons. Lineage: Eukaryota; Fungi; Ascomycota; Sordariomycetes; Amphisphaeriales; Pseudomassariaceae.
AUUUUAUAGUCCCCACUCGAGGGAUUUCCGUGAGCUCCACACACCCUGGUCCCAAACCGGUAUCAGAUAACGGAAGUAAAAUCCGCGUGCUGGGGAUGUCGUCAGGGAUCGGCAACUUGGCAUGGCCAGUCGAGCUAGGCCACCAGUUGGCUAUACUUGAUACCCCAGAUUUAGCACUCUGUGGGGAAGAGUCUGGGGAAAAAGUCCAUGCCUUGUUCUGGCACGCAGCAUGACUCUUGUGACAUGACUCUUGGAACAUAAGACCAGAGGUCCCUUGGUGCUUGAUUUUAUUCUUCUGGAUCAUUCAUCAUUCUAUUUCGUCGGGCUUGACUACUGCUCCUCUGCGUUCUGCCUUGCCUGCCCACCCGUUUUUUUCCAAACGCCAUCAUGUUCAAGACCAAGGUUAGGGGGAAGACCAUUAAGCGGAUAUUGUCCGCGAGCUGCGCUAUUUCCUUUUGCAUGUACGGAUACGAUGCGGGAGUGCUGGGGGGCAUCCAGGAGACAAAGCCGUUCCUGCAUGCCAUGGGCAACCCCACCGGUACCUACGUGGUCCCCAUGAUUGCAUCCGCCUACACGCUCGCGGCCGCAGUCUGCUCGCUCGCCGUGACCGUCAUCGGGUUGCCUCUGGGUCGACGGAUGUGUAUCCUCCUCGGCAAUGGGUUCGUCAUCAUUGGGGGCAGUUUGCAAGCCUCCGCUUGGUCUGUGCCUCACAUGAUCAUUGGUCGAAUCAUGUGUGGCAUUGGUAUUGGCUUCAUCUCCUGCUCGAUCCCGACUUACCAGGCCGAAAUGGCAAUGGACGAUGCACAGCGAGGACCAGACGUGGCCGUCACCUGUGUAUACCUUGCCUCCGGUGCCCCCCUUGCUUACUGGGUUGAUUUUGGCUUCACGCGCAUGGACAACCAGAUCUCAUGGCGAUUCCCUAUUGCAUUACAGGUGGUUUUUGCGGUGUGUGCUGGCGGCCUUACCCUGAUGCUUCCCGACACGCCAAGAUGGUACUAUGCCAAGGGGUACGAGGCGGACGGGGACGAGACCCUCUGUCGCCUGUUCGAUACCCACGUCGACGAUCCCAGAGUCCAAAACGUGAAGCAGUCCAUCCUGGCCAGCAUUCGCCUCGAGUCGUCGGACGAACGUGGCUUCCAGCUUCUGGAUCUCAUCUGGGACCGGACCAGUCUCCGCGUGGGCCGCCGAAUCCGCAUCUCGUUCCUCAUUCUCGCCAUUCAGCAGAUGAUGGGCAUCAACCUCUCCGUGUACUACAGCACUGUCAUCUUCUCACAAGUCGGCUUGUCCCAAUUCCUGUCCCAGCUCCUAGCCGCCGUCAUGAACACCGUCUUCACUCUGGGAACCAUCCCACUGGUCUACACCCUUGAGAGGGUAGGCCGUCGCAAUGUCUUGAUGUACUCGGCCGCAGCCCUUACCGUAUGCCUGGCAGUUUUUGUAGCCAUGAUUGGCCAGCCGAAUCCGACCAUGGCCACCCAGUGGGUCGGCGUCGGCGCCAUCUUUGUCUACAAUUUCAUCUUCGGCUACGGAUGGAUGGGGGUUACCUGGCUGUACGGCCCAGAGAUUGCUCCUCUUCGCCUUCGCCACGCAGGUGCUGCCGCUGGUGCGUUCGGGGAGUGGGUUUUCGCUUUCAUCACCGUCUUCGCCGGCGGUAUUGCCUUGCAGAACGUAGGAUGGAAGAUCUGGCUUUGGAUGACCCUAUCCUGCUUCUUCGCCGUCUUUUUCGUCUACUUCAUGUGCCCCGAGACCACGGGGAAAUCAUUGGAGGAAAUUGACUUGAUCUUCGCCAAAGACGAGGUCAAGGAUAGUAUCCUGGCCGCCCGUGUCAUCAGACACCGUGGGGAUAGCGAGAAGUCGGGGGCCAGUUUAGAGUGCAUUGAAAAUGCUUAAGGACAUAACCCUGGUCUUGAUGAACUAGAGUUAGUGUGAAUGUCCAUCACGCUUCGGCAUAGACUUGAGGUCCUGUCACGAUACCCAGGAUAUUGCAAAAAUGACCGCGUGUCAUUCGACGCUUUCGGAGGAAUUAUAGUUAUUUACGCUUGACGACAUUUUCUUCAAUGGCUUUUGCUUCGUGCGAAUCAAUUAUAUUUGAC